UAAUAAGGUCCGGCUGUGCGAGCAAUCACGUUAUUGUGCCAGUGACUUUGAGCAUUCUUAGUUCGUCACGCCUCUCCGAAAGAAUUCUGGCUUAGGUCCAGUUAGGUGAACUACUACAUCUUUCUAGCACCCAAAUCCUAUUCUGAAGAACGUUUCUCCGGCUUAAGCCUGCGAUCCACGUAACAAUUCGCCGGCGGAAGAUAAGGAACUGAUUCGAAGGAAAGUGCUAAGUGAGCUGCAAAAUAUCAAGGUUUCCGUUAAAAGUUACUGGUGUUGCUGAUAAUAAGAUAUUUGAGAUGAAUUCUUUAUCCUUGUCAACGUCAAUGACUGGAGCAGAGGUUUGCAGUUUUGUUUCUGGUUCACAUAUUCAGAUCAGAAAGGAUAUUUUUGGCGCUGAGCUCCAUAAAAGUUCAUUGAAUAGAAUUAAUGUAGCUUGGUCGAGACAUCUACGGCAAUCUAGCUACAGAAGUAGGCGUAAAUUCAGUGUUUUAGCUAAAACAAAAAAGGGGCAGAAGCAUGACUAUCCAUGGCCAGAUGAUGUUGAUCCAAAUCUGAAAAGUGGACAUCUGAGCUAUUUGUCUCCCUUCAAACCACUUGCUGAAAAGCCUAAGCUGGUUACACUUGAUUUUGAGAAGCCAUUGAUUGAGCUCGAAAAGAAAAUAACUGAUGUGCGUAAAAUGGCUAAUGAGACUGGCCUGGAUUUUAGUGAUCAAAUUAUUCUACUGGAAAGAAAGUAUCAAGAGGCUUUAAAAGAUCUAUACACCCAUUUAACUCCAAUUCAGCGCCUUAAUAUAGCUCGCCAUCCAAACAGACCUACAUUUCUUGACCAUGUUUUAAACAUAACGGAGAAGUGGGUGGAGCUUCAUGGUGAUCGUGCAGGUUAUGAUGAUCCAGCCAUUGUUACUGGUAUUGGAAGUAUUGAUGGAAAAACUUAUAUGUUUAUUGGUCAUCAGAAAGGGAGGAAUACCAAAGAAAAUAUUAAUCGGAAUUUUGGAAUGCCAACUCCGCAUGGGUAUCGGAAGGCCUUGCGCAUGAUGAGAUAUGCUGACCACCAUGGAUUUCCUAUUAUAACAUUUAUUGAUACACCUGGUGCAUUUGCUGAUCUCAAGUCUGAAGAACUUGGUCAAGGAGAAGCAAUAGCCCACAACCUGAGGGAUAUGUUUGGCUUGAAGGUCCCAAUAGUCACAGUUGUUAUUGGUGAAGGUGGAUCUGGUGGAGCUCUUGCAAUAGGUUGUGCAAAUAAGCUGUUCAUGUUAGAAAAUGCUGUCUUUUAUGUUGCCAGCCCUGAGGCAUGUGCAGCAAUCUUGUGGAAAACUUCACAAGCUGCUCCAAAGGCAGCUGAGAAACUGAAGAUCACAGCAACGGAAUUGUGUAAGCUCAAAAUCGCAGAUGGGAUUAUUCCAGAACCCCUUGGUGGUGCACACACUGAUCCAACUUGGACUUCACAACAAAUUAAAGUUGCAGUUACAAGAGCCAUGAAGGAACUCACGGAAAUGGAUACUGAUACUUUGCUUGGCCAUAGACAUUUGAAGUUCCGACAACUUGGUGGUUUCCAGGAAGGCGGCUAUGUGGAACCAGAGCUGAAACGUAACAUGAAGAAGAAGGAUGUUAACAUUUCUGAAAUAGCAGCAAAUCUGGAGGCAGAACUCGAAGAAAUCAAGAAAUCUGUAUUAAAAGCGAAGGAGACAUCCCCUUUACCUGUUUUUUCCGACGAGGAUGUGCAGUUGGUGAAACAAGACGUGGACAAGGAGACUACCAAUGCUUUUAUUGCAAUGGGCCUACAGGAGAAACUUCAAGCUCUAAAGAUGGAUCUAUCAAAAGCACCCUCAGAUCAAGAUCUUGGUCCAACGCUUAAAGACAGGGUAGAUAGACUUGCUCAAGAAUUUAAGAUCAACUUAUCUAGCUCUGAAUCAUUUGAUGGACUAAAGCAGAAGCUCAAAACGUUAUCAGAGAUAAACAUGCUACAAGAGCACAAGAGAAAGGGAGAGAUGCUGAAGAAGGCUAUCAACGACAAGCUACAAAAUAAGGCAAAAGAGAAGAUGAAGAUAUUGAGUAAGGCACGAGAUUUGGUGGCAAAGGGAGAGGAAUUGGAUGAUGAUACACUUAAGAAAGUUGAUCAAGCUAAGGAAGACAUAAUGGAAAUGCUGAAAUCUGCAGACUUUGAGGUACUGGGAGUGAACAGGAAGAUAACUUCUUCAGCCCCACCGAUUUUGUUAGAGAAGGUAAGGAUAGCAAAUGAAGUGAUCUUCACUGAAAUAGAGAAGCUGGUUGAGAGGACUGGAUUGAGAGGUAAGUUAGAUGAGUUGAGGCUAGAGAUAGACAAAGGUCCAAGCAAAGAUAAGCAUAAGAUGGAGAGCUUAAUAACAGAAAUAAGGGAAGGAGUUCGUGAAUCAUUAGAUGCUAAUGAAUUAGAAAAAAUGGUUAAAAGUUCAGUUGGCUUGCAAUCACCUGAUGCUGUUGGUGCCAGUGUUGAUCAGAAAUAGAAUUUGAUUUAGGCUUCGUUUGGAACAGCUUUUUGUUGCUUUUUAAAAUAACUUUUUAGUAUAGCAAUUUCUUGAAUUAGAAAUUUUUAUACUAGAAAGCCGUUUUAGAAAGCAGUGCGAAAGUUGUCCCAAACGAAACCUUAGACUAAUUUGUUUCAUUUUUUUUUUUCUUUCAUCAGUGAUGAACUUCAUAUUAUAUUGAGCAUUUAUUUGUCCCCCAUUUGUUUGUCACUAUGAUCAUUAUGGGAAUGUGUAUGUAUAUGCAUGAGAUGUGUUUGAAUCUA
Dendrobium catenatum is the source of this 2767-nucleotide messenger RNA. Its product is annotated as acetyl-coenzyme A carboxylase carboxyl transferase subunit alpha, chloroplastic. The record is from RefSeq and is a predicted model, not a curated record. Gene Ontology annotation, molecular function: acetyl-CoA carboxylase activity; carboxyl- or carbamoyltransferase activity. Gene Ontology annotation, cellular component: acetyl-CoA carboxylase complex. NCBI's taxonomy places the organism in Eukaryota, Viridiplantae, Streptophyta, Magnoliopsida, Asparagales, Orchidaceae. The coding region runs from base 297 to 2483 and encodes 728 amino acids. The transcript has 11 exons. Gene Ontology annotation, biological process: fatty acid biosynthetic process.